Messenger RNA from Mesoplodon densirostris (Blainville's beaked whale), 2211 nucleotides. RefSeq names its product carboxypeptidase Q (gene CPQ). The transcript is spliced from 8 exons. Gene Ontology annotation, molecular function: metallodipeptidase activity. Bases 242 to 1660 code for a protein of 472 amino acids. Lineage: Eukaryota; Metazoa; Chordata; Mammalia; Artiodactyla; Ziphiidae. Gene Ontology annotation, biological process: thyroid hormone generation; proteolysis; peptide catabolic process. The record is from RefSeq and is a predicted model, not a curated record.
GUGCGGCUUCCGCGACAAGGGCCCAGCAAUGGGGAAGACGCGUGCGGCCGCCGGGAUGGAGGGAGAUGCUGUGCACGGAGGGCAGCGAGCCGGGCGUGAUGUCUCCUUUCCCUCUUGUCUCGGGGAGGGGAGGUGCCCCGCCCCAAGCCGCCCAGGAGCUUCCUCGCCCGCUUCUGGAACUAGCACCGAGUUUCCCUGAGCCUCCAGAUUAUUUUAGGAAGAAAACAGACUGGGAAAAAUAAUGAAGUUCCAUGUCUUCGUAUUUGUUGCUGUUGUUCACCUUUUAUCCCUGAACUCUGGGAAAGCUGUAUAUGGGAAUGGCAUCUCUCAGAGGACUUUUCAAGAAAUAAAAGAAGAAAUAGCCUGCUAUGGAGAUGUUGCUAAAGCAAUCAUCAACCUUGCUGUUUAUGGUAAAGCCCAGAACAGAUCCUAUGAGCGAUUGGCUCUUCUGGUUGAUACUGUUGGACCCAGACUCAGUGGUUCCAAGAGCCUAGAAAAAGCCAUCCAAAUCAUGCACCAAAACCUGCAGGAAGAUGGGCUGGAGAAUGUCCACCUGGAGCCUGUCAAAAUACCCCACUGGGAAAGGGGAGAAGAAUCUGCUGUGAUGCUGGAGCCGAGAAUUCACAAGAUGGCAGUUUUGGGUCUUGGCAGCAGCAUUGGGACCCCCCCAGAAGGCAUUACAGCAGAAGUUCUGGUGGUGACCUCUUUUGAUGAACUGCAGAGAAGGGCCCCAGAAGCAAGAGGGAAGAUUGUCGUUUACAAUCAACCUUAUACCAACUACUCGAGGGCAGUGCAAUACCGCAUCCAGGGGGCGGUGGAAGCUGCCAAAGUGGGGGCUUUGGCAUCCCUCAUUCGAUCAGUGGCUUCCUUCUCCAUCUACAGCCCUCACACAGGUAUUCAGGAAUACCAGGAUGGUGUGCCAAAGAUCCCAACAGCUUGUAUUACGGUGGAAGAUGCAGAGAUGAUGUCAAGAAUGGCUUCUCGUGGGAGCAGAAUUGUCAUUCAGCUGAAGAUGGGGGCAAAGAACUACCCAGAUGCUGAUUCCUUCAACACUGUAGCAGAGAUCAUUGGUAGCAAGUAUCCGGAGCAGGUUGUACUGGUCAGUGGACAUCUGGACAGCUGGGAUGUCGGGCAGGGUGCUAUGGAUGAUGGUGGAGGAGCCUUUAUAUCAUGGGAAGCACUCUCGCUUAUUAAAGAUCUUGGGCUGCGUCCAAAGAGGACUCUGCGUUUGGUGCUCUGGACUGCAGAGGAGCAAGGUGGAAUCGGUGCCUUGCAGUAUUACCAAUUACACAAGGCAAAUAUUUCCAACUACAGCCUCGUGAUGGAGUCUGACCUGGGGACCUUCUUACCCUCUGGGCUGCAGUUCACUGGCAGUGACAAGGCCAGGGCCAUCGUGGAGGAGGUCAUGUGCCUGCUGCAACCCAUCAAUAUCACACAGGUCUUUAGAGCUGGAGAAGGGACAGACAUUAACUUCUGGAUCCAAGCUGGAGUACCUGGAGCCAGUCUACUUGAUGACCUAUAUAAAUAUUUCUCCUUCCAUCACUCCCAUGGAGACACCAUGACUGUCAUGGAUCCAAAGCAGAUGAAUGUUGCCGCUGCUGUUUGGGCUGUUGUCUCUUAUGUCAUUGCAGACGUGGAAGAAAUGCUGCCCAGGUCUUAGCAAGAGCAAGAGAGAAGCCACUUUUGUCCUUUCUGGCCAGGAAUCCUGGGUCUGCAGCUUCAAGAAGCCCUGCUUCACCUAACAAUUUUAUGUGAUCAUUUACAAAGCACAGCACUUUUUCAUACUUUCAGAUAUCAUCUUUCUUGAUACUUUCCAAAUUCUCUGUUCCUAGUGUAAGGAAUAAGCCCCACCCCCACAAAGAAUCAGCCAAUGGAAGAGAUCACAGUGGGGGAAUUUCUUCACACCACAUAUUAAAAAUACUGUUUCUACUUUGAAAGUAAAUACUGGAUAAAGCUUUGGAAGACCUCUGGCUUUUAUGCGUGUAUUGCCGAACAUUAAGUACAGUGACCACUAUUUCGUUAAGUUCCUCAUUGAAGGAGCAGAGCAGUACACGACUGUAGUACAGUCGUAGGUGGAUGUACGGAGGCAUCUGGCUUUCUAAUGGGUACAUUUUUAUAUUAUUAGAAUGUUUUAAGGAGGUUAAAUUUUUUUUAAUUCACACAAAAAAAGUCACCAUUUGGGGAAAAAAUCAAGUAUGUAAAAUCCAGUUG